Messenger RNA from Amaranthus tricolor (Joseph's coat), 2075 nucleotides. RefSeq names its product probable zinc metallopeptidase EGY3, chloroplastic. The transcript has 6 exons. Bases 225 to 1907 code for a protein of 560 amino acids. The record is from RefSeq and is a predicted model, not a curated record. Lineage: Eukaryota; Viridiplantae; Streptophyta; Magnoliopsida; Caryophyllales; Amaranthaceae.
UUUCAAUUCAAUCUCCAAUUAGGCUCCAAAAGACCACACUCUCUUUGUCAUCUUUAUCAAAUCACCAGCCACCUGUAUAACUUGCUGAAUCUUCUCCAACUUUCCAGACUUAAACCAACAAAUAUCCCCAUCACUUGAUCACUUCUACAAAUAAAACUUCCUCUGUAUUCUUUUCCAAUGUUCAAUCUAAAGCCUCAAUCUUUGAUCUUCAAUUUCACAUUUCAAUGGCAACCCUUUUCAUAUCUCCACCUUCCUCAUCAUGGGUAUGUAACAAAAUUCAAAAUCCCACCAAAAAAAUCCAAUCUUUUUCCAAUAUUCAUCACCCACUUCCUAUUUUCACUUCAAAAACACUGAAAAUCAGUAAAGUUAGGUUUUCUUUGCAAGAUGAAAGAGAAAAGGAGACAUCUUCUGUAGCUGUUGUGGAUGAAAAAGAUAAGAAUGAAGAAACCCAUAAAGGAGAACAAUUUGAGGAGAAAGAAGAUGGUGCACAACAAGAUUUGGAUUGGAAAACUGAUGAAGAAUUCAAGAAGUUUAUGGGAAAUCCUUCAAUUGAAGCUGCAAUUAAGCUUGAGAAGAAAAGGGCUGAUAGAAAGUUGAAAGAACUUGAUGCUGAGAGUAAUAGUGAUAAUCCAAUUGUGGGGAUUUUCAGUAAAAUUGCUCGUGAUAAUUUGUUAAGAGAGAAAGAGACAUUGGAGAAAGUUGAACAAGCUUUUAAGGCCCUUGAUCUUAACAAGUUGAAGAAUUGCUUUGGUUUUGAUACAUUCUUUGCAACGGAUGUUCGAAGAUUCGGUGAUGGAGGGAUUUUCGUAGGAAACUUGAGAAAGCCUAUAGAAGAAGUCAUGCCUAAAUUGGAGAAGAAACUCUCUGAGGCGGCAGGGACGGAGGUUGUGUUAUGGUUUAUGGAAGAGAAGAAGGAUGAUAUCACGAAACAGGUAUGUUUAGUGCAACCAAAGUCGGAAAUUGAUCUUCAGUUUGAAUCGAGCAAGCUGAGCACUCCUUGGGGGUAUAUAAGCGCAAUAGCCUUGGGCGUCACAACUUUCGGUACGAUUGCGUUGACAAGUGGUUUCUUUGUCAAGCCUGGUGCAUCAUUUGAUGACUACCUGGCUGAUGUUGUGCCUCUUUUUGGCGGUUUUCUUACCAUCUUGGGUGUCUCUGAGAUUGCCACAAGGUUGACUGCAAAUCGAUAUGGGGUCAAGCUCAGCCCAUCUUUUCUUGUUCCUUCGAAUUGGACGGGGUGCUUAGGAGUAAUGAAUAAUUAUGAGUCCCUCCUACCGAAUAAGAAGGCUCUUUUCGAUAUUCCUGUGGCUCGUACAGCCAGUGCAUAUCUGACUUCCUUCGCACUUGCGGCUGCUGCCUUUAUAUCUGAUGGUAGCUUUAAUGGUGGUGAUAAUGCACUGUUUGUAAGGCCUCAAUUUUUUGAGAACAAUCCGUUGUUUUCUUUCAUCCAAUACGUGAUUGGACCUUAUGCUGAUGAUCUCGGAAAUGUAUUGCCUAAUGCUGUGGAAGGAGUAGGAGUACCAGUUGAUCCCCUUGCCUUUGCGGGGCUUUUAGGAAUGGUGGUAACAUCGCUGAACUUGCUGCCUUGCGGGAGACUAGAAGGAGGCCGAAUUGCGCAGGCCAUGUUUGGAAGGAACACCGCAACAUUGCUCUCCUUCGCAACUUCUCUUCUACUCGGCAUUGGUGGGCUAAGUGGGAGUGUUAUUUGUCUUGCAUGGGGAUUGUUUGCUACCUUCUUCCGCGGAGGAGAAGAGAUUCCGGCUAAAGAUGAGAUUACUCCAUUGGGCGAUGAUCGAUAUGCAUGGGGUGUCGUCCUCUUCCUUAUAUGCUUCCUCACGCUCUUCCCUAAUGGAGGAGGUACCUUCUCGAGUUCGUUCUUUAACGGCCCGUUUUUUAGAGGCGAUUUGUAAAUAGGUGAAUCUAUAUGAUGUAUAUUUUUAUGCUCUUUUGAUCUAGAAUCUUAUGUAUUUGCUCCUGUUUUUUGUUUGUAAGUUGUAAAUUUAAGCUAGAAUGUUAAUACAUUGGAGCAUGGAAGUUGUAAUUUUGCAAAAUAAUACUAGUUGUAAAAUGCAUCCAAA